UCAUCUUUAUUUCCUUUCCUGUCUUUGUCUUUUUUCAGGUUGUGUACACAUGAUAAGGCAAGUUUAUAUUUUCUCUUUUUAAUUCUUUUGGCUUCCUCUUUCCCUCCUUCGAUGUUUCUACUGCAUAUUAAUGAUUUUUAAAGCAUUUAUUGAUUAAUCUUUUAAUUAUUAAUCUAUAUUAAUUUUUUGCAUUACAAAAUACAAGAGAAGAUAUGAACUCUUAAUACACACCCAUUCCUAAUGUUGCAGUCAUAUCUAUAUUCAUGUAAAGAACAGUACAGUUAUUUUGCCCUUAAAGAUUUUUUUUUUCAUCUGCAUUUCUCUGAGCACAGAUGCUGUUACAAUAUUAUGAAGUAGUAUUACUUUUAAACCUUCCAACUAAACUGCACAGUCUGCACUGUGUUGAGAAACAGAACAUCAACAACUUACAUUCCAGAACUUCCUGAGAGAAAGUGAAAGUGAACGAAGCUGGAAGUUCACAUUCAAUAACAGCUUCUUCUUCACUUGCUGGAUAUUGAGAAACUCUGAGAAGAGUUUAAACACAGACAGUUCUGACUCUUCAAGAAAAGGACAGAAAGAAAAUAAAGGUGUGAAGUACAAGGAGGAAGAAAAUGGCUGAAUCUUCAUUACAGACACCAAAAGAAACAAGAAGGCAGAGCAAAGAUCAAAAAUUUACUCCUGAUUUCAGUGGUCUCCUGUCUGAAGAUCAGUUCCUGUGUUCUAUCUGUCAGAACGUCUUCACUAAUCCAGUCUCCACUCCAUGUGGACACAACUUCUGCAUGAAAUGUAUUAAAACAUGCUGGGGUGACAGUGAGCAGUGUCACUGUCCAUUCUGUAAAGAGGAAUUCACCAAGAGACCAGAACUCAAGGUCAAUACAGGAUUCAGAGAGGCUUUAGAUCACUUCAAGAAGAAAAGUGGUCUGGAUAAACCUGAGGUUCUUUGUGAUGUCUGCACUGGCGUGAAGCAGAAAGCCCUGAAAUCCUGUCUGGAUUGUGUUAUGACAUUUUGUAAAUCUCAUUUAGAGCCUCAUAAUAAUACUCCAAAACUUAAGAAACACAAACUAAUAAACCCAGUGAAAAACCCAGAGGACUACAUAUGCCAGAAGCACAGGAGAUCCCUGGAGUUGUUCUGUAGAGAUGACAAAACAUGUGUGUGUAUGGUCUGCACUGUAACUGACCAUAAGAAGCACAACACUGUUCCUGUAAAGGAGGGGAUUGGAGAAAUGAAGUCACAGCUGGAGAAGACACGGACAGAAAUGCAGCACAUGAUGCAAUACAGACUGAAGAAGAUCAAAGACUUUAAAGGCUCAGUAGAGCUCAGAAAAAGAAACACAGAGAAAGAGAUUGCAGACAGUGUUGAAGUCUUCACUGCUCUCAUGCGCUCCAUUGAGAGAAGCCAAGCUGAGCUGGUAAAGGCGAUGGAGGAGAAGCAGAAAGCAGCAGAGAGGCAGGCUGAAGACCUCAUUAAAGAGCUGGAGCAGGAAAUCACUGAGCUAAAGUGGAGAGACACUGAGCUGGAGCAGCUCUCCCACACUGAGGACCACCUCCAGCUCCUACAGAUUUACCCAUCACUGUGCAGACCUCCACACACCAAGAACUGGACUGACAUCAGUAUUGACCCUCAUCUGAGUGUAGAGCCUGUGAGAAACGCUCUCUCUGAACUUCAGACAAGUGUGGAGAAGAUGUUGAGCGAAUCAGUCUCAACAGAGGUGAAGAGGAUUCAGCAGUAUGCAGUGGACGUGACUCUGGAUGCUGAUACAGCUCAUCGCUAUCUAAUUCUGUCCAAUGAUGGAAAACAAGUGAGAGAUGAAAAGAGAAAGCAGAAGGUUCCUGACAACCCAAAGAGAUUUAAUGGAUGUACUUGUGUCUUGGGAAAGGAGGGAUUCUCCACUGGGAGAGUUUACUAUGAGGUGCAGGUCAGGGGGAAGACAGACUGGGAUUUAGGAGUGGCCAGAGAGUCCAUUAACAGGAAGGGGAAGAUUACACUGAGCCCACUGAAAGGAUUCUGGACUGUGAGGUUGAGGAAUGGGAAUGAGUAUAAGGCUUGUGCUGAUUCCCCAGUCCUCCUCUCCCUGAGAGAGAGGCUCCAGAAGGUGGGAGUGUUUGUGGAUUAUGAGGAGGGUCUGGUCUCAUUUUAUGAUGUGGAGUCCAGAUCUCAUAUCUACUCUUUCACUGGUCAGUCUUUCACUGAGAAACUCUAUCCAUUCUUCAGUCCCUGUAAAAAUGAUGGAGGUAAAAACUCAGCUCCACUGAUCAUCUCACCCGUAUCAAAGACUGAAUAAACUUUCAGUUGUAACUACAAUAGGAAAACUACAACAAAACAGAUUUAAUGUUUUCUGAUACACUAUGGGAGAAAACUGUUAUCUACUGUUUACUUACAACACACACACACACACACACACACACACACACAC
Molecule: messenger RNA, 2414 nt
Organism: Colossoma macropomum (tambaqui)
Lineage: Eukaryota; Metazoa; Chordata; Actinopteri; Characiformes; Serrasalmidae
Product: E3 ubiquitin-protein ligase TRIM39-like
Exons: 8
Coding region: 612-2282 (556 amino acids)
Molecular function (GO): protein binding; zinc ion binding
Source: RefSeq, a predicted model, not a curated record